Messenger RNA from Ilex paraguariensis (yerba mate), 4028 nucleotides. The record is from the annotation of a GenBank genome assembly. Lineage: Eukaryota; Viridiplantae; Streptophyta; Magnoliopsida; Aquifoliales; Aquifoliaceae.
AUGAGCUGGUCGACCACCACUGCAGGAAGAAGCUGGAUUUUGCUUUACAAUAGAAGGACAAAACUUAGUUUGACAAGGUGGAGUGCUGAUUGGAAGAGUGCCACUGGUUUGUAUGAGCAGGCUGCUAAUGCAUUUAGGCUUGCCAAAAAGUAUGAGAAAGCAAAAACAGCAUUUGAGAAAGCUUCUAAAGGACAAGAGAUGCUGUCUUCGCCCUGGGACGCUGCUAAACACAUGGAGUCUGCUGCUUCUCUGGCAAAGGAUUUAGGUAAAUGGAAUGAAGUUGCUGAUUUUUACAGAAGGGCAUCUGAGUUGUACACUGAGUGUGGGAGGCCUCAACCUGCUUCAGAUGCUCUUGCAAAAGGUGCUCGUGCUUUGGAAGAAGCUGCACCUGAGGAAGCUAUUCAGCUGUAUACUGAUGCUUGUGACAUCCUUGAAGAUGAUGGCAAGGAACAAAUGGCCUUCGAUCUAUAUCGUGCUGCCACAAGUGUGUAUAUAAAGCUUGAGAAGUAAGGAGCUGUUUUUUAUGUCUAAAACCCAACUGAAUUAGUGAUGGACGCCUUAUUUUAUUAUUCUAAAUUUUCUUUUGAUCCUACUAGCAAUGCAUCAUGUGUAUUGCAUGUAAAAAAAUUUCAUAAAAAAAUUUUGGACGAAAUUUCAAUAGAAACAUGAAUCAUACAUGUAACUAAAUUGAAUAUCAUCUCAUAUUUGUCAGACUUAUACUAAAUUGUCCAUAUUAUUUUAUCAAUCACAAGAAUUCUACAAAUUAACUCAUUGAAAAAGGAUUAUAUCUAGAUCAAGUUCGUAUUCCCUUACCAACUAGGUCUAGAAGUAUUUGAUGUGUUUUUGUUCGAAUCAUCUGAAUGGAAUUAGAUUUUUCCAUUCCUUGUGUUCUUUGUCUUUUUUGUUUUUGUUUUGUAUCUCCAUAAUUAUUUGCUUAGGAUUAGUUAGAUUCUAGCUGUUGUUAAAAGGUAGAUAUGUUAUUAUAAGCAUUUGCUCAUUACACUAUGAAAUUAAUAAUUGUUCCUAAUUAUUUUAACACAAAAUAAAGAGUGAUAGUGAAUUAUAUAUGAAGAGAUAGGAGAUAAGAAAAAAUAUUCUUUGUGGGAUAAAAAAUGCUUAGAAAUUGAAAAGAUGAAAAGAUAACUAUGUAGGCUUUUGCGCAUUUGGGGAACAUAUCGUAUUGAUGGAGUUGUUGAAAUUUUUUUGGAAUAUUUUACUAAAAAAAUAAUGUUGCCUUUACAUAUAUUUGAAUGGUAAUGUGGUCAUUUGAAAGUUUUUCAACAUUUGACAUAUAUAGUAUAGAUAUGCAGAUUUAUGAAAGUAAUUAAGAUGAUAGAGAAGGAUAUAAGGGUGGUUUGGAUAUUUAUAUACAAUAGGACAUUUUAGCCUCUGUAAUUUCUAAGGCUAUCUCUAAUCGUAACUCAAUUUUUUACUCGAAUUUGAGCAAAAAGUGUGAUUGGAUACAAAAAACUCAUUGAAGAAAUUCAAAUUUUUAUUCAAAUAUUUUUAUAAAACAUCCAUAUUAUCCCAAUCAUUUAUUUCUUUCAUUCUUCAUUUUGAUUAUCCCUUUCACUACAAAUCUCCUUCUCUCCCUAUUUGAUCAUAUUGUAACUCUCUAUAAACAAGUGAAUAUUGUUUGCUUUUUGUCUUGUUAUUUCUUGUGUUUUUUUUGUCUUUCAAACAAAUACAUAAUCUUUGAUUGCUAAAAUUUAAAGAGACAUAAUUUAAUCUAAGCUUGACAAAUGAUACCUUUGGCGAAUGAUUUGAGUUUAGCAAAGUCAUAAUUUUUGAACUUAUCAAUGAAUUUAAAAAAAAAUUAAAAAAUAAGAAAGACAAAGAUAUAAUAGAGAGAUACAUAGAGGAGAGUGAAAUAUGAUUAUUAGAUCUUUAAAAGAGGAUAAAAUCUAACUAUCAGAGAUUUGAGUAAAGAUUGAGUCUUCCUUGAUUUGAGUAAAAAUUUGAGUCUCUCAUCAGUUGGUAUGAAUUUGAGUAAAGGACCUGACCUUGUUUUUAGCAUGUUUUUUCUCAAAUUUAAAUGUGAGUUAGAAUUUGAAUAUGGGUUGGAGAUGCCUGAUAAAAAAAUUGUGAAUCAAAAGUUUUUUGUAUUAAGAUACUUUUUGUUGUAUAAUAUGUAUUAUCGAAAUGAAUAUGAAUCUUUGUUCUAUUUGUAAUUUUUGGCUAUUAACUUAAUAAAUUUUUCACUUACUUGGCUUGCGGUGCAAAUCUUCUCUGCUAGUUCUUUGUCAAAAUACAUGCAGUUACCAAGUCAUGUAAUUGAUAGAAGGAUGGUCUUUCUCCAACUUCCUGCAAAUAAGUAGUAAGACUAGGUCUGUAUAUAGUCGGUUCUCCUUCUAGUACCUUGCUCAUUGGCAGGAAUAAGACUGAAAUGGAUCUUUGAAAUUCCUUUUCUUUUUUCUGGUCCAAGCACAUUAUUUGAGCAUCUGUUGUCUUAUGUUGGCCUGUAAUGCAUUUAAAAAAUCGACCUUUAAAAUCUAGAAGAAAAUUAGAUUUGACUUUUGUCAUCUGUGAGAGAGAGGUAUCAAAAACUUCUAAGUAAAUGAUCUUUCAUAUUAUUUUCCAAGUAUUGCAACUGCGAAAGGGUCAUGAUUAAAAGAUUAAUUGAUUGCCACUUUUUAGAAUAUUCUGAAACUCUAUAAUAUACCCCUUGUUUUUUUCUUCUUCUUUGAAAUCAGAAGUUUGGGUCAUUGUUCAGAAUUUGUGUUGCUUUACCUUCAAUCAUCGUGUCUCUUGGUUCUCCAUAUUGUAUGAUUUAAAAAUUACAAUGGCACGCAUUAAUUUAAUUCACUUAUUUUGAUACCAGAAAACGAAUUAGCUUCAAGACUUUCCUUCUUUGAGGUGACUUGAUUUGUGUCGGAAUCAGGAAAAUGUCAAAUGAUUAUGGGAAAUCAUACGUCUGAAUAUAUAUACACUAUUGACCAGCUGUUUCGGAUGUUUUGCUUUACAUUGAUAGUUUAGAGCUAUUGUAAGUUAUCUUAAUCUCAUAUCCUUUAGAAACCUCUCUGGCGUGAUUGGAAAUUACAGUUGCAUGGAUCCAUUUGAAUCUGACUAUCUUUUUGUUUCUAGAGAGCAUUCAAUUUUUCCACCCUUCUCUUCCUUGAGGUGCCCUAUUAGAUUAAAUUAUGAUGGUCUUCAAGUCAUGGUUAAUGGGGAUUUCAUUUGUUUACGAGGCAAUUGUAAACAUUAAAAGUCAACUAUUAAGUCUUCUGAUCGGAUAUGAGUAUUAAUACAAUUUAUGUACAUGUUACCAAGGCCUUUUGAACUAAUGUUAUGCCAAUGCUUGUUCAAUAUGAAUUGGUAGAUUGAAUCUCAGAUUGUAAUGCAUCAAAACGAAUCUUUGCAAUUCAUAACGGAAGCCUCAUAAUUCACAUUUUAGAUUGGUUUCUUAUGAUUCUGUUAUCUAUUGUGUUGACAAUUAAGAAAGCCCCAUUAUAAUCCAAGCCUGUUCUCUUCUCCAAGAUAAGCUGUCUAAAGCACCUCUAAGGGUAAAUAUUGUUUGCCUCUUCUGUAUUGUUGAGAUCUGUAAAUGCUUCGUUCAAUAUAUAUUCUCCCUCGUUACCCCUCUGUCUAUUUCUCUCUUAUGUCCUUUAUCGCUUAUUGCUUUAUCGUCGCAUAUAGAGAUGGUUUUGUGAUGGCUGUUGUGUGUGUGAAUACAUAUAUAAUAUACAUAUAUAGAUAUCUAAUAUAUGUAUAAAUAUAUAAAUAAAAAAGAUUAUGUUAAAAAUAUAGAAGAAAUUGAAUUUUCAAAUAUUGAAAAUUAAGUUAAAAAGCUGGGAUAUACCCUAGUAUCCAAUUAAGAAAAUAUAUAAUAUUGGAACUUUUGAUUUUAAAUUAAGCUUAACAAUUAAAACGCUUGAAAGAACAAUUCCAUUUGAUCAAAUGCUAGAAUUUCAAUUUUAUUUUUAAACGCUAGAAAGAUCUUCAUUUUGAUCAAAGGGAAUUGUUCUUUCUAGCGUUUUAAUUGCUAGACUUGACUUAAAAUCAAAAGUUUCAAUAUCAUAUAUUUUCUU